This is a messenger RNA of Salvelinus sp. IW2-2015, 347 nucleotides long. RefSeq names its product chloride channel protein 1-like. The record is from RefSeq and is a predicted model, not a curated record. Gene Ontology annotation, biological process: chloride transport. Gene Ontology annotation, cellular component: plasma membrane. Lineage: Eukaryota; Metazoa; Chordata; Actinopteri; Salmoniformes; Salmonidae. Gene Ontology annotation, molecular function: voltage-gated chloride channel activity.
CUACGGGGCGUACAGGGAACAACUGGGUAGCUUUGCCAGGCGGGAAGCCACACGGCUGCUGACAGAGAGACAAUGGAGGAAACAGACAGGAGAAAACAACAUGGUCAACGCCAGACGGGGGCGUGGCCAACGACAUCACAACACCGUCACCAUGGAGUCAUAUCUCAGCCACACMUCCUCCACAAAGAAGCCCCGCCCCUACUCCAAAUGCAAAGACUGUGUGGCUCGUAUACAGCGGUACAUCGUGACCAAGCUGGGGGAGGACUGGAUCUUCCUGGUGCUGCUGGGCCUCACCAUGACCCUGGUCAGCUGGAGCAUGGACUACACCAGUGCCAAGAGCUUACAAG